CCAAUUCAUUGUUUCCCACUCGAAUUCAAAUCGAAACCCUAAUCCCCAAAUUUCUAAAAUUUUCUUGCGAAAAUGUCAGGUCGUGGAAAGGGUGGUAAGGGACUCGGAAAGGGAGGAGCAAAGAGGCACAGAAAGGUUCUUCGUGAUAACAUCCAAGGAAUCACAAAGCCUGCGAUUCGUCGAUUGGCUCGAAGAGGUGGUGUUAAGAGAAUCAGUGGUUUGAUCUAUGAAGAAACGAGAGGAGUUCUCAAGAUCUUCUUGGAGAAUGUGAUUCGUGAUGCAGUUACAUACACUGAGCAUGCAAGGAGGAAGACUGUUACCGCCAUGGAUGUUGUUUAUGCUCUUAAGAGACAAGGAAGAACUCUCUAUGGAUUCGGAGGUUAAAGAAGAUGAUUGACUCUUGUUUAUUUUCAAUUUCUUUAGCUUUUUAAUCUGAAUAUUCGAUUGAACCUUAGAGUUCUUGUAAUGAUUUUCUAGAUUAAUAUGAAUCUUGUAAUUCUCUAGUGA
This is a messenger RNA of Trifolium pratense (red clover), 507 nucleotides long. Its product is annotated as histone H4. Gene Ontology annotation, cellular component: nucleosome. Gene Ontology annotation, molecular function: DNA binding; structural constituent of chromatin; protein heterodimerization activity. The transcript has a single exon. Lineage: Eukaryota; Viridiplantae; Streptophyta; Magnoliopsida; Fabales; Fabaceae. Gene Ontology annotation, biological process: nucleosome assembly. The record is from RefSeq and is a predicted model, not a curated record. Bases 73 to 384 code for a protein of 103 amino acids.